Molecule: messenger RNA, 1617 nt
Organism: Myxocyprinus asiaticus (Chinese sucker)
Lineage: Eukaryota; Metazoa; Chordata; Actinopteri; Cypriniformes; Catostomidae
Product: natterin-4-like
Exons: 4
Coding region: 1-813 (270 amino acids)
Source: RefSeq, a predicted model, not a curated record
AUGGGAAACGGUCAGAUAAACCUGGGACCCAGCUUACUUGAGGAGAGUCAGAGAGGUAUGUCCUUAGAGGGCAACCAAACCUUCUGCCCACACACUUGGCUCCACUUUGUGACCCACUGGUCUGUGAUUACUUGCUUUGGAGCAAUGAGAGGGAGAAAGAUUGAAGUGCAAGAUUUAUGGCAAAUACGACAUUACUGGUCUACAGUAAACAAAAGCAGUCAAAACAUUAAUCAUACAAAGGUCAGAGCGAGAAGUUGGGGGCCCUCUGUGCCCCUCCAUCUGACUACAGCAGUUGUAAGGAGACAGGACUCACAGAGUUCACAGUCACGUAUUCGGCGAGUUCCGGAUGAUGUGUUCAGUGGAAAACUAAAAUGGCAGAGAUGGGAAGGUGUCCUGCCAAGUGGAGCAGUUAGCAUAAAAAAUGACUACACCAAUCGAAUCGACUAUGUCUGUCAUUUUGACUGUGAGGCAGGUUUCUACACCCCAAGCAAAGGUCCAUACUGCUACUUUCCAUAUGCUGACAAAGAGCUCCAAAGUGAACUGUUUGAAUUCUUGGAUAAUGAAGAUAAUCAUGAGAUUUUUGAAUGGAAAGAUGGAUCUUAUGGCAGUGUGCCCGAGAAUGCUGUCUCGACAUGUAAAGGGGUCAGCAACUAUGUUGGCAAGAAUCGAUAUGGCCUUGGAAAGGUUGUUCCUCAGUUUACAGCCUUCUUCCUGCCCUGGGAGGGUUAUGAGUACUGGUACAAAUACUACCAGGUUCUGACCCUCAAAAAGGAUGCCCAAAUUUAUCACGUCUCUUUUGCUACAAGCCAUUAACUGCAUGGUGGUAACAGAAUAAGGUAUCUGAGUUACCAUUAGUGGAAACAAAAACUUUUAUUUAUUGUUUCCACUAAUGUAUGAAUGCAGUAACAGCUGAUAACAUAAAUUUAGGUGUAUAUUCUCGAGUGAUGGAAAACAAAGCUAAGAAAUAUUGGUGGACAAACAUUAAAAAAAAUAAAAAUAAGAUUUCUAGUUCCUGAUUAAAGCUAAAAAAAAUUAGACAUUGCUGUAGGUUUAAAUGAAUUCUUUUAUAACCUAUUGAAAUCUGUAAUAUUUUAUAGAUCACUAUGACACUUAUGAAACAUAAAAUUGAAAUCUCAUAAGUUUUCUUUAUUUUGUACGUUUCACUUAUUCAAACUGAAACUACACAUUUAAUAAAACUCUAAAAUGUCAGAUAGAGUUUAAUAUCUAUGAAAAUUUCAGUCAGACAGAUGUCUGUGAUAGAAUGCUGCUGUGUAUUUAAUGUCAAAUAAGAUAAUUUUGAGAUCUUCAUGGUAGUCAACUCAGCUUGGUAAGACUUUUUACUGAAAUGACUGUUCUCUGAUUUAUUACCAGGUGAGGGCGCCACUCUCCAUAAUUUCAUAAAUCUUAUCCCAACACCAGUUUGAUGUGAAAAACAGGGAGUUCAUAUUUAUUGCACACUUGAAGAGAUAGUUCACCCUAAACUGAAAAUCAUUUACUCACCCUCAUGCCAUCCCAGAUGUGUAUGACUUUCUUUCUUUUACAGAACACAAAUGAAGAUUUUAAGAAUAAUAUUUCAGCUCUGUAGGUCCAUACAAUGUACUGUAGGUGAAUGGGUAC